This is a messenger RNA of Phanerochaete carnosa HHB-10118-sp, 2536 nucleotides long. RefSeq lists its product as uncharacterized. Lineage: Eukaryota; Fungi; Basidiomycota; Agaricomycetes; Polyporales; Phanerochaetaceae. Gene Ontology annotation, cellular component: DNA replication preinitiation complex. Gene Ontology annotation, biological process: DNA replication initiation; double-strand break repair via break-induced replication; mitotic DNA replication preinitiation complex assembly. The transcript is spliced from 8 exons. The record is from RefSeq and is a predicted model, not a curated record. Bases 143 to 2215 code for a protein of 690 amino acids. Gene Ontology annotation, molecular function: single-stranded DNA binding; chromatin binding; DNA replication origin binding.
GACUCUCGUGACGAACGUCCGUCACACCGCCAUCCUCUGUGGACACUUAUUCCCCCGACCUGCGUCCUGCACAGACUCCUUGACAGUACAGAACGUAUUCGACACAACGCUGGGCACGGUGACACUACUCUGCCGAACGACAAUGGUCUACCUUCCCCCGCCCCACCUCGCGUCGGCCUCGCGACCUUCAUACGCCGAGGCCUAUGCCAACAUCCUGGCAGCACAUCGACGUUCUCCCUUGACCUCUGCUUCUUCUGUAAUUGUGCUCGUGGCUCCUGAUGUCGACGCCCUCUGUGCUGCCCGCAUGCUUGCAGACCUCUUCACACAGGACGACGUGAUGCACCGCAUCAUCCCAGUGUCUGGGCACGCCGAACUGGAAAGACAACGCGACGAGCUGGCUGCCUACAAUGAUCUGCAUACACUCAUCCUCAUCAACAUGGGAGCCAUCCUCGACCUGCCGUCUGAAGACUGGUUCGGCUCGUUCAGCCCACAGCUUAGCGUACAUGUUAUAGAUUCUUCAAGACCGCAGAAUUUGUCCAGUCUAUUUGGUGGCGGAGAUAAUGGGGAACGGAUUAUCAUCUGGGAUGAUGGCGGGGCAGAACACAUGGAGGGCGACCGUAAGGCGUGGGAGGUCUUGACUUUUGAACCAGAGCCAGACUCGGAUGAGGAUGAGGAUAUGGAGUACCGCGAUGAAGAGGAAGACGAGGACGAGUAUGAGGAAGGGAGCUCGUCAGGGAAGCGGAGGUCGUUAGGCGGUGGAGAUACACCGAAGAAGCGACAAAGGGUGGACGUAAGUCCUUCCUCUUCACGAGAAGAACGCGAGGCAUGUGCGGAACGGCUAGAAAAGCACUACAUGUCUGGUACAUGGCAUGGGCAGAGUGCUUCAGGGACAAUCUACAUCCUUGCUACUGUGCUUGAAAGAAUAGACAACGACCUGCUGUGGCUCGCGAUCCUUGGACUCACAUUUCAAUAUAGCACCUCUCGAAUAUCGCGCGAUGAAUACGACAAGUACCAAUCAAUUUACCACGAUGAAGUCGCGCGAAUGAACCCCGCGCCAGCAGCGUCGGUCACAAAGGAUGGCGAUUUUAAGUCGCAACACCCAGAUGACAAAUCUGUAUAUGUGUCAGACGAAUUGCGGUUUAUGCUCUUCAGACAUUGGAAUCUGUACGACGCCAUGUACCAUUCAAGUUAUGUCGCCAGCAAGCUGGGUAUAUGGAAGGAGCGUGGUCGGAAACGACUGACGGGACUACUAGCCAAGAUGGGUUUCUCAGUAGCAGAAACUCAGCAAACCUACGCUCACAUGGCCAAGGACCUCAAACUCAGCCUGCGGAACAAGCUCGACCAGAUCGCACCGGAAUACGGGCUGGUAGAGCUCACGUACCCGUCCUUCACGCGCUGCUACGGUUAUCACUCGCAGCCUAUCAGUGCCGCGGACGCGGUUGAAGCUGUCGCGACGCUGCUUGACGUUGCCGGUGGCGUGCGCAUGGAAGUUGAGGUCGAGGGCAGCCGCAACGGCGGCGAGUGGUUCGGCGGCGGGAAGCUCUGGGAGGCGGGCGGACGCGAGGGCGCGCCGAGACGAGACGACGACAAGGAGAACGUCCUCGUGGGGGGUGUCGGCGCGUCCCACGGGAAGGGGAAAGAGGAGGGCAGCGAGAGCGAAGAGGAGCUGCAGUGGUGGGUGAGGAACUUCUGGACGGCGUACGACUCGCUCGACGACAUCUCCCAGAUGCGCCGCGCACUCAACCUCGCGAUGACACUGCACCGCGCGAUCAUCCGCCAGGGGACGUCGAUCAUCGAUAAGCAGGACAUCCGCACGUUUCGCGGACACCGCGUCGUCGUGCUCACGCAGGGCCCCGACCUUGCGCUCUUCGCGCACCCGGGCGUGCUUUCGCGCCUCGCGCUCUGGCUCGUCGACGCGCUGCGCGACCGUCUGCCAGGAACCGUCGUCGUGCAUGCGCGCAGCCGGCGCAAGAGUCUGCCCUUUGUCGUCGCGUGCCUCAACGAGAAGGCGGGCACGUACAUUGUCGUCGGUGUCACGGCGGCGCUGGACUUCGGGGAGGUUCGCAAAAACGAGUUUGGCCUAGCGUUCCUCGACGCGAAGGAGCGGUGCAACGCGCGCACGCGCCACGGCUCGUUUGAUACCAGCGUUAUCGAGAUCAACAAGGACGACCUCAAGGUCUUCCUCGAGACGAUGUGUGAGACCGGUGACCACUAAUUCUCACGUCCCUCCACCCCUGGUCCUCGAUACAUUUUUUCCAUGCUGCGGAUUUAAUACUUGUAUUGUAUCUCUAGGUCUCACUUGUAUAAUGAUGCCUUCCUACACAUGGGCUUCUCGCGUCUACCGCUAAGCGGACGAGAGUGUGACUGCAAGACAUAUGGUACAUUUUCUGGAUAGAUGUGCAGGGAUGCUUCGCCUAGAGUACGCCCUUUGUGCUUGGGACGUCGUCUCCUCCGGUGCGGGUGAUCGCCUCGCGGAUGGCAAUCGCAAGUGCCUUGAAUGCGCUCUCCGCCCUGCCAUGCGUCAGCCACUUUCUCU